Molecule: messenger RNA, 3705 nt
Organism: Mollisia scopiformis
Lineage: Eukaryota; Fungi; Ascomycota; Leotiomycetes; Helotiales; Mollisiaceae
Product: timeless-domain-containing protein
Exons: 3
Coding region: 36-3590 (1184 amino acids)
Biological process (GO): DNA repair; DNA replication checkpoint signaling; replication fork arrest
Cellular component (GO): replication fork protection complex
Molecular function (GO): DNA binding
Source: RefSeq, a predicted model, not a curated record
ACAAAAUUUCGACAAUUCAGCAAUAACUUCGAACGAUGGAGUUUGGUGACGGCAGAAGAGAUGUAGUAGACCCUGAGGUCCGGGCUUAUGUAUCAAGUCUCGUUACUGCUCUUGGAGGAAGUGGUGCCGAUGAGGAUGGUCGAUACGUUCUUGGAGAUGAUGCUUUAGCAUGUCUUCGCGAUUUGAAGAAAUGGUUGAAGCUCUACGACGAGAAAGCGAAUCGAUUGGACGUAGCACGAUGCCUGGCAGAAUCGAAUCUGGUCGGAGGAGACUUACUACAAAUCCUUGCUGCAUGGCCAGAAAAUGCUACAGAGGACAGGUUGAAGUCAAAAAUUGCCCUCGCAUGCCUCGAGCUUCUCGUACCUCUGACAUGGCCUCUCGAGAAGGAUACACAGGCCAUGACGGUCAAUCAUCACCGACAUAUUCCUUACCUUCAAAUCGCACAGCUGGGCUACAAACGAGCGAUCAUUAAUUUCGACGGAGCUCGAAUACUUCACACAGCGGUCCGAUGUGCACUCCCUUCGAUGGCAGAGGCCAUGGGGGAUCGUAGCACACGAGAUGAAGGCAUCAUCAAGCUUCUCCUAUACUUUGUCCGGAAUAUUGCCAUGAUUGCGCCACCCCCGAAUGUGCAAUACGAGGGAGACGAGGCAGAGAUCUCGAGAUCUGCGACAAUUGAUGCAUUCGACUAUCAAGACAUCUUGCAUCUUCUGUUGACAGUCUCGUCCACCAUGGGAGAAGAAUUCAAUACUCAGGAUGUGGUAGUACUGGAUAUCUUGUUCCAUCUUAUUAAAGGAGUUGAUAUCGAAAAGCUCUUCGUGGACGAAGCCAAAGCCGACAAUAGCAAGAUUGACGAGUUGAAAAGACUACGACAAAAAGAAGCCUCGAUGCUGAGAAGCUAUCAAGUGAAUGCCCCCACCAGACACAACAGAUUUGGGACGAUGGCCUGGAUGCAACGAGAGGACUCAAAGAUGACUACAAUUUCCGGUCAGUCUGCGAUAAUGGACAGCACCAGAAGCUUAGCAAAGAUGGAUAGCACCAAGAAGUUCAAGCCGCCAAGGAAAGCUUUGAAGGGUGAGAAAGGGCCUAUGGAUUUCGACACUCCCGUCAUGCUUAAUGUCCAGGCGAACAAGCACCUGCGAACGUUCGUAGAAGACUUCCUCGACGCAGGCUUCAACCCUCUGUUUAGUCACUUACGCAAGGCCAUUGACCGAGAAGCGGAAAGAAUCCUUGAAUACCAUCCCAGACAGUUCUUCUACCUCGUCUCUUGGUUUCUGGAGGCAGAGAGAGUUAGGAGGAAGAGUAAAGUACCCUCGAAAGGCCAAAAACCUGAAGAGAUUGACAACUACUCACUCGUUGCGAGCGUUCUUAAUCAAGAAAUGUUUGUGACCUUGAAUCGAGCCAUGGAACAGACAUUCGAGAAUAAGUCAUGGCAGGAUCUGAGUGCUGCCAUGAAAUGCUUCACUCAAAUUCUACUGACUGUGCAAGAGAUGUCUGAAUCUCCUUUGGAAGAAGAUCAGGAGAUUGCCGAGAACAUCUUGAGCCGAAUCUUCUACGAAGAGACGACUCACGAUAGGAUCGCAAAUCUCACUCGUACUUACAAAGACCAAGGCUUUGGAUACCUUGAUUCCUGCACAGAACUGGCUCACCAUUAUCUCCGGAUCCUUGAACAAUACUCAAAGCAAAAUGUCGACAUGCAAGUUCGGUCACGGAGAAGAAUUCGGCGAAAGAAGAAGGCUGCAAGAGCAGAUGGAGAAGAUGAUCCCAAUGACGAUGUUGACGAUUCAGAUGGAGAGGAUGAAGCGAGAGCAGAGAAGGUUUCUCGCGAUCGCAAAUUCGACUUCAAGCGUUUCGCUUCUCGGUUUGUCACUCAAGGUUGUGUCGAUACAUUUGUCACGUUUACUGCUUACUACAACGACCUUAAACCUGCUCAACUUAAACGAGCACAUCGUUUCUUCUACCGGGUGGCCUUCAAGCAAGACAUGAGUGUCAUGCUCUUUCGAGUGGACAUAGUGGCACUUCUUCACAAGAUGAUCAAAGGCCCCGAGGGUCUAGAUCCUCAAGCCAGUUGCUUUAAGGAGUGGGAUGAACUUGUCAAGCAGGUUCUGAAGAAAUGUAUCCGAAAAAUGCAAGAACGACCUGAACUUGUGGUGGAAAUGCUCUUUUCAAAGAUCAACAGUACAGCACAGUACCUUGAAUAUGGUUAUGAAAAGCAAACUGCUUCAGCGAAACCAAGAGCCGCGGCCGAGUUGGAGGUUAAGGGUGGGAAGGAAUGGGAGGAGCAAGUAGCUAUUGUCGUUGGAGCAUUGCUCGACCGUAAUGAAGGGGACCAUCUUCAGUGGAUCAAAUCGCAACUCUCUUCUGCUGAGAGUGGAAGAAGAAGCUGGGAAGGGGCCAACUCCGCUCUCCAGCUAGCAGAGAAGGAGACAUCUGCACAGUCAGAUCCCUUUGCAGACACUGAUGAGACUCCCGCACCUGCUGCUACAAUUGAACAACCCACAGCGCCGACUAUAUUGAUCAAACCAGACAAUGAUACUCGUCGCAUUGCCUUGUUCAAGAACGGACAUUUACGCCUACUUAUGAAACUAGUUGGACUUCGGCGAUUGGGCGAGGACAACGAUCCAGAGGCUUCAUGGACAGUGCCAUCUUCACUAUCAGCCGACCAGUUAAAGGAAGCCCAAGACCUAAUUUCAAAGUCUGAAUUCAGCCCGCCAACAUUCGAUGACGGCGAAGAAGCCGGAGAUUUCAUCCGUCGCAAGUCUGCUGGGACUGCAGCCAGGAAGAAAGCAGUCUUCGAUGAUGAAGACGAUGGAGUUGACGAUGAUGACGAGGAGGAAUUCCUCUUCCCUGCAGGUGGACCAACGGCCAUGAAGAAGUCCGAAGCUUUGAAAGCUUUGAAGAAGAACAGACGGCGACGAAGAAAAGAAGGUUCGGAGGAUGAGGGUACCAGCUUGACAGACGAGCAGCUUGAGGCUCGAGCUGAGGCACGCAGACUAAGAGAACUGGAGAAGAAUCGAAAGAUCAAGAGCGACCUCUUUGUUCACGACAGUGAUGAAGAGGCUGACGAGGAACGUGAUCGAAUCUUCUUCGUGCAGGAGGAGAAGAUUCGUGAACGUGCCAAAAUUACCAUCAUGAAGGAACUGCUUAAUGUGGGAGACAAAGAGUCUUCUACCAAAGCCAAAUCCAGAAAGCGGCCAUCAACAGCCAUUUCGGUGGAUAGUGAUGACAACGACGACCUACCUGAUACCAGAAUCCGGAAACGUCAAUCCAGCACCAUCUCCGAUGAUAGUAACGAGGAAGCGCAAGCAACUUCAUCAUCAAACCCUAGAGACAACGUUCUGCUUGAGUCUGACAAUGAAGCUACUGAUACGCCGUUAUCCAGUCCUCACCCACAGACAACGAAUUCGAAGAGGAGAAAGGUUUCAAGUGACGAAGAACCAGAUCCCGUUGAUGCACUGUCUGUAACGGAGCCAGCUAAAAUCAGCGGGAUUGAAUUAGAAGACGAUGAAGAUGAAGAUGUUGCUCCUGUUUCUCGGCCCUCACGGCAAAGGACUCGUGCUGGUUUCAUUGUUGAUAGUAGUGAUGAAGAAUAAUGUUUGUGUUGUGUUCAGGGUAGCAUUGGCGUUAGGAUAUCAGGGCCUGUUCAUACCCAUGUCUUGGGUAGAAAUUAUGAUUAGGGUGUUGAUGUCAAUGUAUGUCUUUAUCCAC